AUGAUUAAGUUCUGGAAAAGCGCUGCAAAAGGCAAAACUGGCUGCCCUGUCCGGCCACCAGAACCGAGUUAUAUAAACAAUUCUCAACUUAUAACUCCUCCCAGCUCAAGAACAGGAGAUGAAGUAGAAGAUCUGACGGACAUAUUCGAUAAAAAAUCAAAACUGUCGUUAAAUAUACAUGAUAUAUUAAUUGAAAAAAAGGCAAUUAAGCAUUUUAUUUCGUAUAUGGAAGUCAUUGGCAAAGUUGAAUUGAUUCAAUGUUGGUUAGAGUUGGAGAACUUUAAGACCAAUAUGCAACACAAGGACACUAAAAUAUUAACAAUUGAAAAUAGUGGAGAAGAAAGAGAUAGCCAAUGUGAAUGUAACUUGCCAAAAAAAGAUUACAAAGAAAUAAUAUCUCGAAAAAUAAAUUUAACAUCAAUUGAUAAUGUAAGUCAUAUGAAUGCAUUAAGUAACAACUCUUUUGACAAUCUGACUGAUAUUAAAAGUGUACUAGAAACAUGUAAAUUCUGCCGAAAAGUAGUUAAAAGUGAUCUGACUGAAGAAGCCAUUAUGUUAUUUAAAAAAUAUGUAGCUCUUGAAGCACCAUAUCAAUUGGAUUUGACGGAUGCAGUAAGAAAAUCUGUUAUAUCUAAUAUUUGUCAACCAGAGGGAUCGAUUGAUGAAGAUUGCUUUAAACCUGUGCAAGACACCAUAUUCCUUAUAAUUCAGAAUAGUUAUAUUAAUGGUUUCUUUAAUAGCCCACAUUACAUCAAAGCUCAAAUUGAUGUAUUAACCGCUGGUUCUAUUAAUCUUCGAGAUAUUUUAUAUAAUGACUCAAUAUUAUUUUACUUUACUGAAUAUUUAGAACAAGAAUCAUGUAGUAUAUUCUUAGAAUUCAUAAUGUCAGUUAUGCAUUUCAGAGACCACUUAAUUAACAAUAAUUCUUAUAACCCUGAAGAAGCCCAAGGUGAUGCAAUAGUUCUUUAUGAAAAAUAUUUUUCACUACAAGCAACAAACCCUAUUAGUUUUCCCACAGAAAUUCGACUACAAGUUGAAAGUGAUAUAUGUAGGGAAGGGGGCCCUCUUGCUACAUGUUUUGACAUACCUUACAAAGUUAUAUUUAAAACACUAUCAAAUUAUGCAAAAUUGUUUCUGGAAUCUGAAAUAUUUUAUACUUAUCUUUCUGAAAUGAUUCAAUCUGUAAAUCAAUUAUGGACCUCGAAGUUUAAGUCCCAUUCAGACUGUAGUAGUGAAUUUAGUGUUAGUACUCAAAAUACUCUUCUUGCUACGGGCGAUCCUCUCUAUAGAAACAAACGCAAUCACUCUGUACCUGAUAUGACUAUAGAUACUAAUCAGCUGUACAAUGCGGAUUCAUUAUGGCAAAGAAAAAAACAUGAUGGUUUAAUUCUUGGUAGAAUUAAUAGUCUUGGCAGAUUUGAGUCUAAAUUUGAACCAGAUCCUGAUAAAAAAAACAAAUCUGUUUUGAAAAAAAUGGUUAAUCGCUUAGUGCCUAUAAAUUCAUCAAAAGUAGAAGAAGAAAUGGCCUGGCAAAUUGCUCAUAUGAUUGUUAAAGAUGUUACUGACUUAACUAUGGCACCACCAGGGUCAGAUUAA
Molecule: messenger RNA, 1596 nt
Organism: Parnassius apollo (apollo)
Lineage: Eukaryota; Metazoa; Arthropoda; Insecta; Lepidoptera; Papilionidae
Source: the annotation of a GenBank genome assembly